AUGCCUGCCACCAUGCCCAAGGCCGACCUAUCAAAGCGCCGCCGCUUCCAACCCCCUAUCACCACAUUCUUCACAUCUGCCACAGAGCCAGUGACUUCUGAUACACCCACUGUCUCCCACCACCAUCACUAUGCCGCAGCAACCUUCUCUGCAACUCCAGUCGUUCCCGCCACAGUCCAGUCCUCCCUCCUGUCCGUCGGAAUGAGGGUCCGGAAGUCCGUCGCCGAUGGAUACAGGACCGACAUGGCCAAAUCCACCGAAAAGACCUUGCCUCCUACUGCAGUGGCCCAGACCCCCGGUGUUCAACCCUACCGAAACACUCGUCGCCACUCAGAAUUGACUCCUUUCUCCGGUGAGGGUCGAGAUGAUUACCUCGUCACCGAGGACGGUGAUGCAUUUUCACUUCCCGCAAGCAGCCAAGAGUCCAACGACUCAUUCUCCGGUGCUUUGGGCGGCCAGAAACGAUCCUUGGAUGUAGACGACAUCUAUGCCGACGAGAACGACGACGAGUCCUACGAAACUCAGCAAGAAAACUCCUUUGGUGCCAGCAUUCUAUCCCCGAACCUCGGCCAGAGCCGUCGGAUUCUUCCAAUGCGCACCAGCAAAUUCCAGCAGCCUACCCUCGACUUGGAUGACUUCGAGGAGGCCACGUUCCUUCGCCGCCGGGAAGAAGUUGAUGCGGAUGACGUCCGGAUGUACGGGGCUUGA
Penicillium salamii is the source of this 708-nucleotide messenger RNA. The record is from the annotation of a GenBank genome assembly. Lineage: Eukaryota; Fungi; Ascomycota; Eurotiomycetes; Eurotiales; Aspergillaceae.